AUGUCUUCGUCUAAAGGGAAAUCUGACUCUAAGGCUCCUGUGUACCAAUAUGAUACCCAAUUCUACUGCUUCAACGUCAUCUUCCUGGUAGAAGACACGCUCUUCAGAGUCCCUAGGAAUGCUCUCGAGAAGAACGAAGAUGGACCAUUCGCGGGCUUGUUCACUCUUCCUUCUGGUGGAGCCGAACCAGAGGGCUCUUCGGAUGCAAAUCCCAUCAGGUUAGAAGGAAUAACCGCAUUCGACUUUCGUAGCUUCCUCAAAGUGAUCUUUCCACUGCCACUGACCGAGCCUACGACGCUUUCUAUGGAAGAAUGGACCUCCGUCCUCAAACUCUCUACAAUGUGGUCUUUCACAGCUCUCCGUGCCAUGGCCGUCACCCAACUAACCCACCUCAUCCCCAAAUCACCCGACCAUCCGAUCCUGCUCGUCGUCCUCGGAAAAGAAUUCUACGUCUCGAAAUGGCUCCUCGAAGGCUACACUUCCCUCGCCAUGCGCGACACCCUUCCAACCGAGGAAGAGCGCGCACGUCUCGGUGGGGAUACGGCAUGGAAACUCGCUGAGAUCAGAGAACAGAUAUAUCCGCUGAGGACGAGGAAGUCACAGACGAGGGCUCCUGCUGGGAGUUAUGGGAGUGGAGCUGGGUAUAUGAGUGAGCCUGGACGGUACAGGUUUGAGAAGGAGAUCAGGGAGAGGUUUAAGGAUGAACUGGUUAAGGAUGAGGCUUACGAUCCUCGGGAGAUAGCGAAUGAUCCUUCGUCAGUGUUCCUCCGACCUCAGUCGUACACAGGCCUGACGGUGAUGCUUUAA
Molecule: messenger RNA, 807 nt
Organism: Stereum hirsutum FP-91666 SS1
Lineage: Eukaryota; Fungi; Basidiomycota; Agaricomycetes; Russulales; Stereaceae
Exons: 3
Coding region: 1-807 (268 amino acids)
Source: RefSeq, a predicted model, not a curated record